AUAGUCAGAGGACGUUCGACCGCACGCAACCAAAACGUAGAAAACGCGAGGAGUCGCGCGGAGCCGUGAAAGUUGUCCAGUUUAUUCAUUCAUUAUAAUCCAUUGGGAUCCCGGACUUGUUCUUCUCAAGAUAGCGACAGCAAGAGUGGAAGCACUUUCCGAGAGAAAAUUUUUUAUCAAGAACAUGACUUCGUUUUGGUUGAAUCGUCGUCUCUACGGGACUGAUUCGGCGUCCAGGAGUGCAAUCUUGAGGCUACGGAACAAGCGAAAGAGAAAGUCUGUAAUGAAAAAUCUGAAGGCUGGCUUCCGAAGGCUGAAAGCAGAGAUGCAAGAGAUCAGUAAGGAUCAACAAAGCAUCAAGGUAGGGCAAAAACAAGUCAGAGAAAAACUCGAAGCCAUUGAAGCUGAAUGUGCACAACUCAGGAAGGAUACGGACCUCAUGAUCAGGCAGAGUGCUGCGAGCAAGCUUAAUCUGUGUCUUAUGUUCAAAAUCCUAAAGGCCCGUGAAGAAGGCGAUUUUCUUAAGGCCACCCAGCUUGCUCAAUUGCUUCGCACAAUACUGACCAGGCAGAAUGAGUUAAGGCAGGGAUCUAUAUAAUGCAAAAAUGAGGAACGAAGGCAGGGUAUCCAUAUAAUGGACAAAUAAGGAAUAAUUGUUAAUAGGAUUAAGCUAGUUGUUAUUAUGUUCUAUGUUCUUGUUUUUUUCUCUUUUAGUGGAACCAGAUGCUGUGUUCUUCUGCUUAUCGUUAUUCUCUAUCAGUCAUUUCAAGUUU
Molecule: messenger RNA, 773 nt
Organism: Rubroshorea leprosula
Lineage: Eukaryota; Viridiplantae; Streptophyta; Magnoliopsida; Malvales; Dipterocarpaceae
Source: the annotation of a GenBank genome assembly